Molecule: messenger RNA, 6576 nt
Organism: Phycodurus eques (leafy seadragon)
Lineage: Eukaryota; Metazoa; Chordata; Actinopteri; Syngnathiformes; Syngnathidae
Gene: kmt2e
Product: lysine (K)-specific methyltransferase 2E
Molecular function (GO): protein binding
Source: RefSeq, a predicted model, not a curated record
UCUCCACAGUCCUGGCAGGGCCGCCAUUUUUGCAAAGGGAAAAGAGACUGCUUUUGAGGGGGAUCUAAUUUCUAAAAGUCGCUCUUUGCCCAGCGAAUAGUUUGUUUUUAACGCUUCCCCCCCUCAAUUGCUACGCCGACCCGGGCCUCCAUCUUCCCUUGGGCAGCACCAGAGGCGGCGGGGAUUUUUGGACAGGAGACGAGUAUCUCGAGGACGAGGCGACAAUCCAAAGGUUUUCGAGCUUUUUGCUAGUGAUCCGCAGUGUGUGGACACAAGUAUUGUUUUGGUUGUGGAGGCUGUGUGGACAGCGGCGAGGGUCUUGCCCUGCUCCCUUAUUCGUUCCCUGGACCCCCCUCCCCUCCCCCCAAACGUGGAUAUUACACGGCCUUGUGGAUGCACUUAGAUGUCUGCAAUGACUGCUGUGGAUGGCAUGCCUCAGUGUUUUGGACUGCCAUUCUCUGGACUCAGUAGGACAAGAACUGAUCAGCAGAGAACGUCAUGAGCAUAGUCAUCCCCGUGGGGGUGGACACAGCAGUAGACGCCUCGUACCUGGACAUGGCGGCAGGCUCGGAACCAGAGUCAGUGGAGGCCAGCCCCGUGGUGGUAGAAAAGUCCAGCUACCCGCACCAGAUCUACAGCAGCAGCUCUCACCAUUCCCACAGUUACAUCGGCCUGCCUUAUGCUGACCAUAACUAUGGGGCGCGGCCCCCGCCCACGCCGCCGGCCUCGCCUCCCCCCUCCAUGUUGAUCCGGCAGGGCGAUGGCGGGUUGUUUGUUCCGGGCGGCCAGGACGAAGCAUCCACAGGUACUACGCUCAGCACCUCCGAGGAUGGCAGCUACGGGGCCGACAUCACCCGCUGCAUCUGCGGCUUCACGCACGACGACGGCUACAUGAUCUGCUGCGACAAGUGCAGCGCCUGGCAGCACAUCGACUGCAUGGGCAUCGACAGGCAGAACAUUCCUGAGACAUACCUGUGCGAGCGCUGCCAGCCGAGACACCUGGAUCGGGAGAGGGCCGUUCUUCUGCAGACGAGGAAACGGGAAUGUUUGUCGGUAGAUGGGGACACCAGCGCCACGGAGAGUGGGGAUGAGGUGCCUCUGGAGCUCUACUCCACCUUCCAGCACACGCCCACCACCAUCACCCUCACCACCGGGCGACUCGGCACCAAGCAGGUGGAUAAGAAGCGCAAGAAGAGCGGCGACAAGGACCCCCCGGCAUCUUCUGCACGAGCCAAGAAGGCCUUCCGAGAGGGCUCCAGAAAGUCCUCGAGAGUAAAGGGCGCCGCUCCCGAGCAGGAGCCGGCGGAGCACCCGGCGCUGUGGGAGAACAAGAUCAAGACGUGGAUGGAGCGCUAUGAGGAGGCCAGCAGCAAUCAGUACAGCGAGGACGUGCAGGUGCUGCUGCGCGUCAAGGAGCAAGGCGACGGCAAAAGUCUGGCCUACAACACGCACCUGGCCUCCUUCAAGCCCCCGGUGGAGAGUCAAGUUCAAAAGAACAAGAUCAUCAUCAAGGCCAUGAGGGACUUGGCCCCGGAUUCCCUCAUCAUCGAGUACAGGGGCAAGUUUAUGCUUCGGCAGCAGUUUGAAGCCAACGGAUACUUCUUCAAAAGACCGUACCCCUUUGUGUUAUUCUACUCCAAAUUCGACGGACUGGAGAUGUGUGUGGACGCGCGUUGUUUCGGCAACGAGGCGCGCUUCGUCCGCCGCUCCUGCACCCCCAACGCAGAGGUGCGGCACCUCAUUGAGGACGGCAUGUUGCAUUUGUACAUCUAUUCGCUGAGGCCCAUCACCAAAGGCACAGAGAUCACCAUCGGUUUCGAUUACGACUUCGGCAGCUGUAAAUAUAAGGUGGACUGUGCCUGCGUGAAGAGCAACCCCGAGUGCCCCGUGCUCAAGCACAACCUGGAGCCCACCGAGAACCUGGGGUCCGGCGGGCGGCGGCGGAACAGCCGCAAGGACAAGGACCCUGGCCGGGAGGACCUGGGCCAGAACCAGAACAUGGGCGUGGACUGCGAGGGGAAGGGCAAGAACGUGGGCGACUGCAAGCAGAGGAAACUGUCUCCCCUACGACUCUCCAUCUCAAACAACCAGGAUCCCGACUUAUUUGAGGAUCUAGAAGACAAAACGUCCAUUAGCAAUGAAGUAGAGAUGGAGUCAGAGGAACAGAUUGCGGAGAGGAGGAAGAAGAUGACGCGAGAGGAGCGGAAGAUGGAGGCCAUCCUGCAGGCCUUCGCACGCAUGGAGAAGCGGGAGAAGAGGCGGGAGCAGGCGCUGGAACGGAUCGGCAGCGUCAAGCCCGAGCUCGGGGGACGCAGCGACAUCAAGGAGGAGCCGCCUGCCACUCCGGAGACGGCAGACUCCCCGUCUGUCGUACAGCCGCCUCUUCUAGAGGUGAAAGAGGAGCCGGGGUUGAAGCCAGCCAAGGUCAAAGGCUCGCGGAACAGGAAAAGCUUCUCCAGGAACCGCACACACAUCGGCCAGCAGCGGCGGCGAGCUCGCACCAUCAGCACCUGCUCCGACCUGGCCCCUGGCUCUCCGGUGGAGCCCGUGGAGCCUCUGACCACCGAACCUCUCGAGGGGGAGCCGCCCAGUGCGCCGGAGCCCGAGGCAGUUGCCGCCCAGCCGCCGGACGCCAGCCCCCCGCAGAGCAGCUCGCCGGCGCCCGACCGAAACCGCUCCGGGAGCAAGAAUUUUAAAACUAAAAAGCACUUUGUCAGCGAAUGGGUGGGCGAGAAGCAGCCGGAUCGCUUGGCGGCGCGCACCCCGGAGCCGGCGCCCGAGCGGCCGCUGCGGAUCAGCAGCGACCCCGAAGUCCUCGCCACCCAGCUCAACGCCCUGCCGGGCCUGGCCUGUUCGCCGCAGGUCUACAGCACACCCAAACACUACGUCCGCUUCUCCUCGCCAUUCCUGGCCAACCGCAGCCCCACCACACCCGGCGUCCCCACCGGGAGACGCCGCUCCAGAGAAAUGCCCGAAAUGCCUCCGACCACCGGUUCCUGCAAGAAGCGAUGGUUAAAGCAGGCGCUCGAAGAGGAGGGAUCCACCAGUCCGGCCCGAAGACCCAGUCUCUUCGUGCCCAGCGAGGGUCCUCUCAGCCCCUGCAUUAACGGAGACUCAGACAGCCCCCUCCCUUACAACGGCUCCCUUUCACUGCCAGAGUUGCCAACGCCUUUGAAAAAGCGCCGCUUGAGUCCCCUCGACGCCUGCAUGUCGGAGAGCUCCACGCCCUACGGCUCACCUUGUGCCACGCCCACCCGGGCCGACCAAUCGGAGACAUCCGCGCCGCCCGUGCUGACCUCCACGCCGCCGAAGCCUCGGACCGAAGAGCCCGUAGCGGAGCAUUUCGCCAGCACCCCAACGCAAACACUUACAACCCAGGAGAGUGAAUCAUCAACGGAAAGCUCGCCAGACGUCAGCACGAAAGCAAAUUUGUUAGAGGUUAGCAACCAGGCAGAUCGUCCUCCUUCGCUGAUCCCGUCUCCCUCCAGUCGGACACCGAGCUCCGACGUUCUCCCGCCCGAAGCCAAGACGUCAGUACCCGAGAGUCCGCAGCUGCCCCCUGUUGUAGAGUGUGCGGACGUAGCGGAGGAGUGGGCGGACGUUGGGGCGGCGGAGGGCGGCGCGGGCGGCGAGGCUUCCUCCUCUGCCGAAACGUGUGCUUCCUCGUCCUUCCCCGGCUGGAUCAAGAGCCCGGAAAGAUGCCCGACGGCACCCGCCGGCCUCAGCUUCUCCCCCGUCAACUCCAACCUUAGGGACCUCACCCCCUCGCACACCUUGGAACCCCUGCAGACUCAUUUCAGACCCGACGCUGCGGCAGGGCCCGCGGCGUUAGCGGCGGCCUCCCAGCCGGCCUUCAGUGAGAGCCAGGGGCCGCUCUUCUACCCCUGCACGGAAGACGCAGGCGCGGCCGGCUUCUCGCGCUCGCUCAAUGGCGACGAGGGAGGCGGGUCUGCGCAGAAUCCCCCCCAGAAGAAGAAGGUCUCCCUGCUGGAAUACAGGAAGCGGCAGCGCGAAGCUCGCCGCAGCGGCUCCAAGAUGGAGUGUGGCUCCCCUGUGUCCACUGUGCCCCCUCUGAGCAUGGACGUUUUCCCCGUUGUCGCCAUGGAAACCAGCAGUGAGGCCUCCUUACCUCCGCCGCCUCCUCCUCCUCCACCUCCCCCUCCUUCUUCUGCAGCACUUUGCAGCGCCAAGGAGCUGUCGUCCGCGGAGGAGUCGGAGGGUGCGGGAGAGAGGGAAGGGGGAGAGGGACAAUGGACGUCCUCCACGUCUGUCGAGCAGGCUCGCGAGCGCGGCUACCACAGAGCUUUGCUGCUCAGCAAAGACAAAGAUGCAGAUGGUGAAGCCGAGGGUGGAGAGACACCAACACCGAGGGACUGCGCAUCUCCCGGACCCCAGAAGACCCCUACUCACGCACCGGGCUCUCCUGGUCCAGUCGCUUCCGCGUUGCCCUCAAGCUGGAAAGAGGAAGAUGGCGACGGUCCUCCUCGAGCAGCGAACCAGACCCUGCAGCUGCCCGCCAAGUCCAAAUCGGCGCCCGUCACCCCGACCAAGCUGCACCCGCCGCCGCCCUCCUCCCCCGUGCACUACCCAGUGCAGGCGCACCUCCACGCGCAGCCUCAGGGCACGCCCUACCGCAGCCAGAGGGCGCUCUUCUCCUCCCUGUCCCAAAACCAAAGCACCGGCCAAGCCCCGGCGCCUUCGUUCGUCCAGUACAACGUGCAGGGCGCGCCCCCGCCACCGCCACCGCCCCCGCCUCCUCCCCCGGCGCCGCCCGCCUCCACGGCCUACUUCCCCGCUCAGACUGCCCCCUCGGCGGGCCCCUUCUCUGGAUUCAAAGCAGCGGUGACACCCUCCUACCCGCCGGGCUCUCAGGCCCUGAUGCAGACUCUUCCCCGCAGCGUGCACUACCAGACCUCGGCCGCCCCGCCUCCGCCCCCGCCGCCGCCACCCCCCCACCCCAUGUCUGGCCCCGCCCUGCUACACGUCAACCUGCAGCCCACCCCCAUCCAGCAGAUCAUGCUGACCGCCGCCCCCACGUUGGCCCAGGGCCAGCCCUCGACGCACCAGCAGCCGCCCCUGUCCCUCACCCCGCCCCCGCCGCCGCCGCCGCCGCCACAACCCGUCCGGCGGCGCCCAGAUGCAGCCCCACCACUUUCAGAACUUGGCCGGGUUUCAGACCACGUUGCUCGCCAACCCCUCGGUGCCCCCGUCCGCGUAUCCCCCAUCCCUUCAGCAGACCGGACUGCCGCCGCCCCCGCCUCCACCCCCACAACAGACUCAGCAGGGCUCAGCUCCGACCGCCGCAACCAAGCUGCCCGCCGGGGCCCGCGGAGCACCCGCCUCCUCAACGCCCUUCCACACUUCGGGUUACCUGAGCACAGGGUGGCACUGAGGAGGUUUUGGGACGAGGCUAGGGUUGCAAAGGGGCGGAGCUUUCUGGUAAAUUUCCAAGGGAAAAGCUUCCAAGUUGGAAAUUUUCCAUGAGUAUUGAUGGGAAUUAACUGAGGCUAAUUUAAUUUUGUACUGUACUGUGAGCCAAACUUCAGUUUAGUAAAUUCCUGAUUUAUUCCUGUUAAUUCCCAUGGAAAUGUUCCCACUUUGAAAAUUACCGUAAUUUUGCAACCCUAGACAAGCGGCAGUGUAGAUACGUUUUCUAUGGCCAGUGGAAAAACAGCUGAUUGUUGGAUAAAAGGGUAUUUAAGUAAGGAAAAAAAAGGACUGACAAACUGUAAAAGAUGGACAACCCCACGUGGUGCUCUAAGCGGUCUUCUCGUUUUCUACUUCCUUCCUGCGACGGGUGGAGGGGGGCUUGACUGUUGUGCGUCUCAUUCGGGCUCCUGUUCUGUUGUCCCACCCGCACUUUUGUUUAGCAAUGGACAUUCCAGCCUUUACCCCUCCUCCUCCUCCUCCUCCUUCUUCUUUCUUCUUGUCAGUCUGUUGUCUCUGUUCUUUUUCUUUUAAUCUAGCCGCGCGUUAUAGCUUUUUUUUGUAUAGAAAAAAGACAUAUUUUUUUUAAUUCCUCCGUCUAACAUCAGAAAUCUGUUGAGCGCCGCAGAAAACAAUUUGCGGGAGACGGUGGCCUCACCACCUCGGCGGGCUGCGGUUCUGUUCGUGUGUAUGGUGGUCUUCCGAGGUGGGCCGAGCACCUCUCCCGUAGGUUUAUUUUUUUUUAAAUGGAGCGUUACUUGUAGAAAGUGUAAUUAAAUGUAUAAUAGAUGCCGGCUUUCACCAGGAACACGUUUGUAAAUAUCGGCUUUCUUUUUUUUUUUUUCUACGCCUGUACAAAUCGCUGCCCCUCCCCCCCCACCAUUUUUCAAACAUGGUUGUACAUACGAGCGCUCUUCUUGGCAAAGCUGAAUGUUUCCGUGUGUAGCAUUUAUUUUUUAUUUUUUAUUUUGACCCUCUCUGGACUUUUCAACUUUGUCCUGUUUUUUAUUAUUAUUAUUAUUAUUAUUAUUAUUAUUAUUUGUGUGUGAGUGUGUUUGUGCCAAGGGGAGGAGCUCACAGACACUGCACUGGUUGGCUCUUUUCAUGGUUCAUUAUAAUAAAUCACUGUUAUGACAGUUUCAUAAACAC